AUGACCAAUGUGGAGAUAAGGACGACUCUCCAAACAUUGACUCAUACUUUAACGAAUCAAGUCACUAGGGAUGCUAGAGUUCAAGUGAACUCCAAUGCAAGUACAACCGCUUCAAGGAUUAGGGAUUUCACAAGAAUGAAUCCCCUUACAUUCUAUGAAUCCAAAGUGGAUGAAGACCCACAAGGGUUUAUUGAUGAAGUGUUUAAGGUGCUUGAUGCUAAUGGGGUGUCUCCACAAGAGAAGGCAGAACUAGCCGCCUACCAAUUGAAAGAUGUUGCUCAAGAACAAAAGCUCAAGCAAGUGAAUAGAGAAGUAAAAAGGGCAAGGACCGAUGAUGGGAAUUCUUCCAAGGGUAAGUUUGAGGUUAAAAGUAAACCAAGGUUCAAGAAGAGGUUUUCCAACCAAGUCUCAUCUAGCACUCCAAGGGUUAACAAAGAAAGGGUGUCUAACCCUACUCCACAAAGAGGUAAUAGUGGUAGCACUUAUGUUGAAAGACUAAGUUGUCCAAAGUGCGGCAAGAAGAAUGAUGGCAAGUGCUUAGUUGGCACGAAUAGUUGCUUUAAUUGUGGGAAGAGCAGUCAUAUAAAGAGAGAUUGUCCCUUGCUAAGGGUUAAAAGGAGAGACGGCCAGCAAGUCCCUCCUAGUGGCCCAAAUUCUGAUGCUCCCAAGAAGAAUCGUUUCUAUGCUCUCCAAUGCCGAGGUGACCAAGAGAGCUCACCGGAUAUUCUUACGGGUAUGUUGAAAGUAUUUUCCAUUGAUAUUUAUGAAUUAUUAGACCCCGGUGCCACUUUAUCUUCUGUUACACCUUUUGUGGCUAUGAAAUUUGAAGUACUCCCCGAAGAGUUACUAGAACCUUUUUCGGUGUCUACCCCGAUUAGUGGCUCGUGGAAGCAUGGACAUUUAGGCGCAAAACGGAACAAAACGGCUGAAAAGAACGAGGAAGCUGAAGCCUUAGCAUCGCCAAGCACACUUGGCGAUUCUCCAAAGGGACGCACUCCCCCCUUUGUUCCAGUACGCGAAGCCCUGAAGGAGCACGAUUAA
This is a messenger RNA of Solanum verrucosum, 1041 nucleotides long. RefSeq lists its product as uncharacterized. The transcript has 3 exons. NCBI's taxonomy places the organism in Eukaryota, Viridiplantae, Streptophyta, Magnoliopsida, Solanales, Solanaceae. The record is from RefSeq and is a predicted model, not a curated record. Gene Ontology annotation, molecular function: nucleic acid binding; zinc ion binding. The coding region runs from base 1 to 1041 and encodes 346 amino acids.